Messenger RNA from Stegodyphus dumicola, 2420 nucleotides. Its product is annotated as mitochondrial glutamate carrier 1-like. The record is from RefSeq and is a predicted model, not a curated record. NCBI's taxonomy places the organism in Eukaryota, Metazoa, Arthropoda, Arachnida, Araneae, Eresidae. Gene Ontology annotation, molecular function: L-glutamate transmembrane transporter activity; L-aspartate transmembrane transporter activity. Gene Ontology annotation, biological process: aspartate transmembrane transport; malate-aspartate shuttle; L-glutamate transmembrane transport.
UUCAGGUCAUGGCAAGGUCGAGAGCGUGGAAUGUCCUUGAGGGCUCAUGGAAACUUUUACCCAAAAUCAUCAAUGGUGGUAUUGCUGGAAUUAUUGGUGUAACAUGUGUAUUUCCAAUCGAUCUAGUGAAAACGAGGCUGCAGAACCAACAAGUUGGACCAAAAGGAGAAAAAAUGUACUUUUCCAUGUUAGAUUGUUUUCGCAAAACAUAUGCAAGAGAAGGUUUUUUUGGCAUGUAUAGGGGAUCAGCUGUUAAUAUUUUACUUAUUACACCAGAAAAGGCUAUCAAACUUGCUGCAAACGAUUUUUUUCGGCAUCAUCUUUCAUCUGGCUCCGGUAAGCUAUCACUGCAAAGAGAAAUGAUUGCUGGUGGAUCUGCAGGAUUUUGUCAAAUAAUUGUCACAACUCCUAUGGAACUUCUCAAAAUACAACUACAAGAUGCAGGAAGAGUUGCCACUAAAAGUGCUGCUGAAGGAGGAACUGUUGUCAGCACAUCAGCUACUUCCAUAGCUUUGCAGCUUCUUCGCUCAAGGGGUAUAGCUGGAUUGUAUAAAGGAACAGCAGCUACCAUGUUACGUGAUGUUAAUUUUUCUAUUGUGUAUUUUCCAUUGUUUGCACAUUUGAAUGCUCUGGGGCCUCGAAAAAAAGACGGAAGUGGAGAAGCAGUGUUUUGGACAUCAUUUCUAGCAGGUUGCGUAGCUGGUUCUACUGCAGCAUUUACUGUUAAUCCAUUUGAUGUUGUUAAAACAAGACUGCAACUUUUGAAGAAAGCUAGUGGUGAAAUGACCUACUCAGGAAUUCCAGAUGCUUUUAUCAAAAUCUUCAAAACAGAAGGUUUUCAAGCUUUUUUUAAAGGAGCUGGUUGCCGGAUGAUUGUAAUCGCACCUUUGUUUGGAAUUGCACAAACCGUUUAUUAUUGGGGUGUGGCAGAAUGGUUGUUAGGCAAAAAGAAGAGUGAUGAUUCAGGAAACUAACGGUUUGCUGAAGAAGCAAAGUCAUUAGAACUGUCACCAAUACCAAGCGUUUACUGUGAUGCACCAAAUGUUAAUCUCUAACACAAAGAAAGAGAGAAAUUAUUUAUCUGAAAAAGGAAUAUUUGUUCUCAAUUCUGCUGCAAGUCCAUGCAAAUAGUACAAAUAUUUACUGCACAUCAGGUAAAUAAAUGCAUGUCACUUGAAUGCAGAAAUCUAUUACUGAACUAAAAUGUCUGAAAUCUGGAUUAUUUAUAUGUAUGCUUAUUUCAUAGGGAAAAAAAAAAAAAAACUGCUGCAUACUGUCUAUUAGCAUGCAAGAUAUUCUGUUUAUAUUUGUAGAACAGGUUAUAAAUUUACUCAUUAAUAUAAUCAUGAAAAAUAUGUACUGUAGUGAAAAUUGUAAAAAUUUUUAAGGAAUCAUUUCUUUAUAUUCUGCAUUUAAAAACAUUUAUUUUUAAUAAAAUAAAGCAUAUAACUUCAUUUUACAAUUUUUUUUUUUAUGUUGUGCCAUUUUUGUGAAUGACUUUUUCAGUGAUAAUUUGCCAAGUAUUUUUUACUGAAUUUAAAUUUGUAGAAAUUCUUAUACAAAAACUGUAUUCAUGUAUUUUAACAUCAUUCAUAUUUACAUUCAUGAUAUGAAGUUGCUGUUAUUUUUGUUACAAAACUGCAUAAAAAUUUCUAUUGAGAAAAUCUGAAUUAAAUGCAUCUAAAAUUGUGCCACAUGAAAGAUGUUAAAUUUACUGAAAAAUUAAAGUGUCUUAUUUUCAUGAUCAAUUUUAGGUAUUUAUAAAUAUGCCUUUAAAUGAGCUUUAUUAAAAAUGGAAUAAAAAAAUCUAACUCCUAAUUUUUAGACAAUCUCAAGUUUACUCAGACUUUCAUAAAUGAAUAGUCAGUCACUAAGAAGUUUAAAGCAACAAGUGCACUGUCAUGGAAUGAAUGAAAAUUAAAAUAGGAUAUUUUUUAAACAUAAAAAGAUUUUAAAAUAUAGCGUAUUCUUUUUAAAUAUAUAUUUCAUUAUUUUAAAUCAUACAUUAUGUUCAUGAACUUCUCAAGAUUAUUUAACCUUUUUUGUUUAUGGAUUCCAUAUAUUGUACAAUUAUAUUGCUUUCUCUGAUAAUGCACAUUUUUUUAAACAGACACAGAAAACAAUCUUUAAUUCUCAUAUGGCUAUGGUGCUCAGACAUUCCAGUAAUAAAAGUUAAUAUCUAUGUAGUAUUGUGGGUGUUAAAUUUUAUAGAAAAUAAGGUAAGGUAAAUGUCCACUUUAUUCACUUUUGUUGAUAAACUGUAUCACUCUGGCACUUGCCAAGAGAGAUUAAAAUUAGCCAUUUCUUUGUGAUACAAGAGCCAUAAGUGUUCUUAUUGUUAUGUAAAUCUAUUGUACAACUGUUGUGUGCAUAGUUUAAAAAUAAAUUGUAUACUGAUUUCUUGUCAGUUCUCUAUUCAA